UCUUCCGAUUCUUCGUUAAUGCUGCCGGCUACGCGAGCAUCGUGGUCCCGGGAUUCCUCCUCAUCCAGUACUUCAAGAGAAGGAAUUACCUGGAGACGGGCCGAGGCAUUUGCUUCCCUGUCAUUAAAUCAUGCGUGUUCGGCUCCGAGGUGAAGUCUGUGCACCAGGACGAUGGCUCCCUGCCGCCCCGAGUGGAGCCCACAGAAUCCUCUACAGCCCGACAGGUCUUCAAGCUGCUCUUCUGCGCUGCUGGUCUACAGGCCUCCUACCUCACGUGGGGCGUCCUCCAGGAGCGGGUGAUGACGAGGACGUACGGUGCCACGGAGACGGACCCCGGUGAGAAGUUCAAGGACUCCCAGUUCCUGGUGUUCAUGAACCGCAUCCUGGCCUUCACGGUGGCGGGGCUCUACUGCGCCCUGACCAAGCAGCCACGCCACGGGGCUCCUAUGUACAAAUACUCCUUUGCCUCCCUCUCCAACGUCCUCAGCAGCUGGUGCCAGUACGAGGCGCUCAAAUACAUCAGCUUCCCCACCCAAGUGCUGGCCAAGGCCUCCAAAGUGAUCCCAGUGAUGAUGAUGGGCAAACUGGUGUCGCGCAAGAGUUACGAGUACUGGGAGUACCUGACUGCUGCCCUCAUCUCCGUGGGGGUCAGCAUGUUCCUGCUCUCCAGUGCUCCCAACAGGCACGUGUCCACUGUCACCACUUUCUCAGGCGUAGUCCUCCUGGCCGGCUACAUCCUCUUUGACAGCUUCACCUCCAACUGGCAGGACGCCCUCUUCACCUACAAGAUGUCUCCCGUGCAGAUGAUGUUCGGUGUCAACGUCUUCUCCUGCCUCUUCACGGUGGGCUCGCUCCUGGAGCAGGGUGCCUUGCUGGAGUCGGUACGCUUCAUGGCCCGCCACUCGGAGUUCACGGCCCACGCCGUGCUGCUCUCGGUGUGCUCGGCCUGCGGCCAGCUCUUCAUCUUCUACACCAUCAACCAGUUCGGGGCAGCCGUCUUCACCAUCAUCAUGACGCUCCGCCAGGCCUUCGCCAUCCUCCUCUCCUGCCUCAUCUACGGGCACACCGUCACGGUGGUGGGUGGGCUGGGCGUAGCGGUGGUCUUCGUGGCCCUCUUCCUCCGCGUCUACGCCCGCAGCCGCAUGAAGAAGCGCAGUAAGAAGCUCCCACCAGGCGAGACCCCCGUACAAAAGGUCUAAGGAGCUGGGGGCCGGGGCAUUUGAGCCCAUGCCUGCUGUCCUGCCUCCGCUCGGGGGUCCUUGCUUGAUUUCUCAGAACACACUGAGGAGCAGGGUGGGGUAUGGAUAGGCUGGACCAGUGACUGACUGUUCCACCUGCUUUUCCUGGGGAAAGGGCUGGAACAAGCCCAGGGAAUGCUCCCAGGCUGCCACAGCUCCAAACCUUUCUGUUUGCCUUAAUGGGUCAAAGACUUCCAGCCGAGGCACGGGCCUGGGGGGAAAACCAGCAUGGGGCUGCUGGUACUCCUGCCCCACCUUUGUCUUGUGGCUUCUCUACAAAGUCACUGAGGGAGCCUCUUUUCCCUGACACCGUCUUGCCUCUGGCUAACGUUUCUCCAUCUCUGUCACUA
Leptosomus discolor (cuckoo roller) is the source of this 1588-nucleotide messenger RNA. RefSeq names its product solute carrier family 35 member B2 (gene SLC35B2). Gene Ontology annotation, molecular function: 3'-phosphoadenosine 5'-phosphosulfate transmembrane transporter activity. Gene Ontology annotation, biological process: transmembrane transport; 3'-phosphoadenosine 5'-phosphosulfate transport. NCBI's taxonomy places the organism in Eukaryota, Metazoa, Chordata, Aves, Leptosomiformes, Leptosomidae. Gene Ontology annotation, cellular component: endoplasmic reticulum membrane; Golgi membrane. The record is from RefSeq and is a predicted model, not a curated record.